AACAUUCUGUAAAUGUACUGCUUAAGAGAACUGUCAGACUGCAGAUAUACUACAGGAGAUGGUCAGAGACUACAGACAUGACACAGGAGAUGGUCAGAGACUGCAAACAUGACACAGGAGAUGGUCAGAGACUGCAGACAUGACACAGGAGAUGGUCAGAGACUGCAAACAUGAUACCAGAGAUGGUCAGAGACUGCAGACAGGAUACCAGAGAUGGUCAGAGACUGCAGACAUGAUACCAGAGAUGGUCAGAGACUGCAGACAUGAUACCAGAGAUGGUCAGAGACUGCAGACAUGAUACUAGAGAU
Messenger RNA from Staurois parvus, 308 nucleotides. The record is from the annotation of a GenBank genome assembly. NCBI's taxonomy places the organism in Eukaryota, Metazoa, Chordata, Amphibia, Anura, Ranidae.